Sorghum bicolor (sorghum) is the source of this 965-nucleotide messenger RNA. RefSeq lists its product as uncharacterized. The coding region runs from base 220 to 711 and encodes 163 amino acids. NCBI's taxonomy places the organism in Eukaryota, Viridiplantae, Streptophyta, Magnoliopsida, Poales, Poaceae. The transcript has 2 exons. The record is from RefSeq and is a predicted model, not a curated record.
GUUUCCGUCCAAAACGACACGCACGGACGCACCCGAUUCAGAACCGACCACCGACCCUUUUACGGAAAAGCCCUUGAGUAUCUGCUAUAUUUACCCGACGCUCCCCACUUCUCUUCCCAAGAAGAACCCCAAGCUUCGCGAGACGCCGCACCAGCUCGCCGUCGGACACAACCUGCCGCUGCUCCGUCUCCCAGGCUGCCCGCUCCGACUCCGGAAUCCAUGGCGCGCGUGCUCUCCUCCCGGGCAGCAGCGGUCCUGGCGCGCCGCCUCGGGGCCCAGCCCGGCGUGGUUCUGAGCCGCCGGCACAACCACACUCGCCGGCCUGCGGCGGAGGUUCUCGAAGAGGACGCCGCGGGGCCUUCUGCGCCUGCGGCGGACGCCUCCGCGCUGUCCCGGCGGUUGGAGGAGGCGAUCGACAGCGCCAUGGCGCGGGCGGCUGAGCCCGACUGGGCGCCCUUCCGGCCCGGGACAUCCUACUUCGUGCCGCCCCGGCCCGCUGGCAUGGCCCAGGGGAUUCUCGCGCUUCUCGGCCACGGUGGCGGGCUCACCGGCUCCUCGGCAGCGCCGAGGCGGGGGCUCUCCACCGACGAGGCCCGCGCCGUCGUCGGCGACUCCCGCGGGUACCCAUGCUCGACCUACUUCAUCCAAGGCCGCUUUCCAGAUGAAGUGGAGAGCCCAAAUAUGGAUGUCAAUCAAGCUCGAGAGGAAUGAAUGGAAGGAGCUACUGGAUGAAGGGGGUCUGGAAAAGGUGUCACUUUCAUGUUAUUUAGUGCUGUUGUACAAAAGAAAAAGGUUGAACUGAUGAAUUCGUGAGCUACCAUGUAAAAUAAAAUUGUACGGAAUUCAUGUGAUCUUCUAAUUUUAUGUAAGACUAGUCUAUAAAAAAAAGUUAUGAUUUCACCGUCUUUUCUGUGCUACCUGACUUCUGGAAUGUAUGAUGGUAAACAUGCUCCCAUAUUAGCUGA